This is a messenger RNA of Anastrepha obliqua, 1106 nucleotides long. RefSeq lists its product as uncharacterized. The record is from RefSeq and is a predicted model, not a curated record. Bases 120 to 1106 code for a protein of 328 amino acids. The transcript has 2 exons. NCBI's taxonomy places the organism in Eukaryota, Metazoa, Arthropoda, Insecta, Diptera, Tephritidae.
GUAAUGCUAGAGUGACAACAUACGGAGGACCACACAAUAUCAGAGUUCUGAAGGGACUUGAUGAAUCGAAACACAUCCUUCAUGCACCAAACCCCGAAGAAGUCGAAGCGUUAAGAGUCAUGAAUAGGAUCAAACGUAAAGCUACAGAAAAUCCUGAAGCUCCUCCAGCUCAAAUAUUACGAACUGAAUUGCGAAACGUUUCACCAGCGGUAUUAGCGGAAAUGCCAAACAGAAUUAAUUCCCGAAAAAGUCUUAGUCGUGAAAGAUUAAAAGAUUUUCCCUCGAACCCGCGAACGCUGAGAGAAUUGCAGGAUAUUCCAGGCUUUUAUCAAAAUUCAUUGAAUGGAGAUAAAUUUCUAAUUUACGACUCCUAUGAAAAUGACGAAGACUCAGAAUUUGGGAGAAUACUCGUGUUCGCGACGCCUGAAAAUUUAAGGCAAUUAUUCAGGAGCAUAUUGUGGUUUGCCGACGGAACAUUUAAAACUGCGCCAAGUAUAUUUUUCCAAGUUUUCGCAAUUCUCGGAGCAGUUACACAACCGGAUUCAAGAGGAAAACCACAAACUAUUGGUUUACCUUUUGUCUACGCAUUAUUAGAAAACAAAGAGCAGAAAGUAUACGAAAAAGUAUUCUCGGUUGUUUUGCAAGAGGCAGAACGUCUAGGUAUCGAUAUUUCUCUUCCGAUUAAAGUGAUGACAGAUUUUGAGUUGGCUAUCAUCAAUGCUGUAAAAAUCGUAAUGGGCGAAGACAAGGCACGCUGCUGUUUUUUCCACCUCUGUCAAAACAUGUACCGCCAUAUCCAAAGUGAAGGACUUCAGAAAAUGUAUUGCGAUCCUGAAGAUCGAUCGGUCAAAGUAGCCACUCAUAUGAUAUGUGCCCUUGCUUUCGUCCCACAUCAAAACAUCGCCCGAGAAUUCGAAACCUUAAAAAAUGAAAUACCGGAGGAAAUGCGACCAAUUUCAAAAUACUUUGACGCUACGUACGUCCGAGGAAAACCUGCAAAAGGCCGACGUAAACAGGUGCAUCCUCGCUAUGCUCCAGAUUUGUGGUGUCAAUAUGAUGCAGUCAUUCAACAAACUGCGAGAACGAAUAAUAUAUCCGAAGGAUGA